AGAGUUCAUAGGUGCGCUUGAGUAGUUCCGUGUUUAGACCAUAGAUACAAGGGCACUGAAUCCGCUUCAGGGCAAUUUGCUGUUGGGAAAAACAUGGCGCGGUUGUUGAGGAGCAGUUUAAGGACUUAUUUCACGUCUCAGAUCCGCUUGGGCUCGGACCAGCUGGGUGAAUUGGGGAAAGGUGCAGGUAAAGGUGGAGGAGGUGGUGGCUCUAUCAGGGAAGCUGGAGGAGCCUUUGGGAAGAAAGAGGCAGCUGAUGAGGAGCGUUACUUCAGGCAAAAGGAGAAGGAGCAGCUGGCCGCUCUGAAGCAGCACCACCAGGAUGAGAUCGAGCACCAUAAGAAAGAGAUCGAGCGUCUACAGCGUGAAAUCGACCGUCACAAGGGCAAAAUCCGCAAACUCAAACACGACGACUGAGCUGGGACCAGUGACGCGUUUGUGUGUCGUUUCUACCCGAAGUGACCUGACGCCUGCUCCGAGAAGCAGCACUUUACACUCUGUAAUCUCUUAGUGCAGUCAUGAAUAAAGAUAUUAGGGUAUUUUCCAA
This is a messenger RNA of Tachysurus vachellii, 547 nucleotides long. It is a transcript of the gene atp5if1a, whose product is annotated as ATP synthase inhibitory factor subunit 1a. The transcript is spliced from 3 exons. The coding region runs from base 94 to 417 and encodes 107 amino acids. Gene Ontology annotation, cellular component: mitochondrion. Gene Ontology annotation, biological process: negative regulation of ATP-dependent activity. The record is from RefSeq and is a predicted model, not a curated record. Gene Ontology annotation, molecular function: ATPase inhibitor activity. Lineage: Eukaryota; Metazoa; Chordata; Actinopteri; Siluriformes; Bagridae.